This is a messenger RNA of Varroa destructor (honeybee mite), 1892 nucleotides long. Its product is annotated as WD repeat domain phosphoinositide-interacting protein 4-like. The record is from RefSeq and is a predicted model, not a curated record. Gene Ontology annotation, molecular function: protein binding. Lineage: Eukaryota; Metazoa; Arthropoda; Arachnida; Mesostigmata; Varroidae.
CUGUUUAUAUAUGCUUGAAAGCAACAAUGAAUUCUAACAAAAAAGUAUAUUCAUUGCGUUUUAACCAGGACCAGAGCCUAUUCGCGUGCGCUUCUGACAAUGGCAUACAGAUUUUCAACAUAGAGCCGUUAUCAGAGGUCGAGCACAUUACAGACCAUCCAGAUCUGCCCCCCAUUGGAAAGGUCGAGAUGUUACAUCGUUCAAAUUUCCUCGCAUUAAUACCUGACGGCAGUGGAAACUGUGCUGAUAAUGUGGUACUUGGAUACGACUUAAACAAACAUAGUGUGUGUAUGGAUUCAGCUUUCAUUGGAAAGGUGUUAUCUGUUCGUCUGCGCCGUGAUAAGAUGGUUGUAGUUCGCAGUCGUCAGAUCAGUGUAUUUUCGUUUCCAGGAAUCCCGAAGGUGCUUCAUGUGCGUGACACUCGUCCAAAUCCCAAAGGCCUUUGCGAACUCAGUCCCCUUGCGACUUCUCAGCGAAUCAUACUCGCGUAUCCUGGUCAGAAGAUUGGUUCCGCCAUGAUUGAGGACUUAUCCUCGUCGCCUCCGCACUCGAUUACCAUAAAUGCUCAUCAAAAUGAACUCGAAUGCAUUGCGCUUAACCAAAGUGGCACGAUGCUUGCCACCGCUAGCCAGAAAGGAACCCUGAUACGCGUGUUUGAUACGGCAAGGUCGUCUGCACAGCUGUAUGAGUUUCGUCGGGGAAACGAUCCAGCGACGAUGUAUUGCAUCAACUUCUCGCCCGACGAUAGGUAUCUUUGUUGCUCGUCGGAUAAAGGGACAGUGCACAUCUUUGCUAUCCUCAAUACCUCGCUCAACAGACGAUCGAUCAAGCCGUUCGAUUUUGCAUCGUUCGCAUCGUUUGCAACUGAUGUACGAGCGUUGGCAUCAUUCAAGGUCAAGGCGGAGUGUGCCUGUAUGUGUGCAUUCGGACCGCAGACAGAACGUGGCCAGAUAGUGUAUGCUGUCUGUGUAGAUGGAACGUUCCAUAAAUACAUCUUCUCCGAAACUACGCGAGCCUCUCUCGAGGCAUUUGACUGCUUUUUUGAUGUUUGUCCACAUGAUAAACAGGAACUAUGUUAACUAACUUUAGCACAAAGGUGACAAGUUACCCCCAAUUCGAAUGAAUGUUAUUGUGAUUUUAUAGAAGUAUACCGUACGACGCACAUUGGCAUAUACGUGGGCUGGAAUGCAGAGCUGUUUCUUUUAAUGAAUUCAAUUAGAAAUAGAUUCAAUUUAUGUAUCAAGAUUUGUUAUUGAAUAUGGAGGGUCGGGAGCGAUGUAUGACGAAUGGUAGAAGGCGGAAAACAAUUAUUAUAUAUUGCGUGUUCACUUGCCACUUGCAGACCAAUAAUUAUAAUGGAUUGCUGUUGAAUAAUAAGCAGGUCGUGGGAACGGCAUUAUCUCGAAAAUAACAGUUCUAUUGUUUUUGUAAUCAUUUGUGUUGCUAUACGAUUUAUAACGUUGGCGAGAAAAGAAAAAACAAAGCUUGAAACAGCUAAAAAAUCGCUCCAGUCGAAAAUGGCUAGUGAAUUCUCGAUAUCGAACUGUUUAUCUUUUCCAAAUUUAAGAACGGUGAACCGUUAUAUAUUGUCUAUUUGCAUUCAGUUGUCUCAUGCGUAUCUUAUAUGUACAUAAUUAUGUAUGAGAUAAACGGAUUAAGAAGUGAUUAAAAACAGAUGCAACAGAAUGUUAUGAGAUGCACUUACUUUUAGUGUUAUCUUUUGUGUAUUAUAAGUAUUCGUUUUACCAUACAUGUCUGGUAUUCGCAGACCGAAUUGUAAACAAACCCGUUGAAUGUUUCGCUUGUACUCCGCUAAUUGGUCCAUGUUUCAGAAUAUUUCAGAAAUGGGAGUUGCUAUACUAUACGUGUAUCUCAACGCUCAUAUGUUAAAA